Cajanus cajan (pigeon pea) is the source of this 1619-nucleotide messenger RNA. NCBI's taxonomy places the organism in Eukaryota, Viridiplantae, Streptophyta, Magnoliopsida, Fabales, Fabaceae. The record is from RefSeq and is a predicted model, not a curated record.
AAAAAAAUGAAAGUUGAAGUAGAAAUCAUGUCAAGAGAAGACAUUAGGCCUUCUUAUCCCACACCCGCUCACCUGAAAACCUUCAAGCUUUCUCUUUUGGAUCACCUUAUUCCAUCACCAUAUGCGCCUAUUAUCCUAUUCUACACCUCACCUAACAACACUGACCCAACUUAUUACCUUUCUCAAGUCCCCAAGAAGUUAGAAUUGCUGAAGCAAUCUUUAUCAGAGACACUACCACAAUUCUACCCUCUAGGUGGCAAAAUCAAAGAAAACUUGUCCAUUGAGUGCAAUGAUGAAGGUGCUAAUUUUGUGCAAGCCAAAGUGAAGUGCCCUCUUGAUAAAUUUCUAGUCCAACCUCAGCUGAACAUACUACACAAGUUUCUUCCCAUUGAUGUUGCUUCUGAAGAACCAAAUUCAGGAACCUAUGUGACUAACAUUCAAGUAAACAUUUUUUCAUGUGGGGGAAUUGCUAUUGGCGUGUGUAUUUCUCAUCGGAUCGUAGAUGGGGCUGCAUUAAGCACCUUCCUGAAAGGGUGGACAGAGAGGGCCAAAGGAUGCAACCAAAACCAAUUAAUCAAACCAAACUUCAUAGCAUCUUCUCUUUUCCCAUCAUCAAACAAUCCAUGGUUUAGAGACUUAUCAUUGUGCAUGUGGGGUUCCUUGUUAAAACAAGGAAACUGGGUCACAAAGAGGUUUUUGUUUAGAAACUCAGAUAUAGCCACACUCAAGGGUCAAACACUAGGCAUAGAAAACUCCACACGUUUGGAGAUAGUUUCUGCUAUGCUGUGGAAGUCCCUCAUGAUGGCACGGUUUGGUGCACAAAGGGCUUCUUUGGUGACUCAUUUGGUGAACCUGCGGAGGAGAAUGGAUGAGGCUCUUUGUCCUGAACAUGCAAUGGGGAAUCUUGUUUGGCUUGUGGCUGCGGAGAACGUGAGUGAUGAUGAGAUGGGGUUGGAGGAGUUGGUGGGGAAGCUGAGGAGUGCAAUAUCAAAAGUUGACGGUGCAUUUGUUAAAGAAUUGAGAGGUGAUAAGGGAAGGUCAAUUAUGGAAGAGAGUCUUGGAGGAAUAGGUGAGAUGGGAUCAAAGACUGAAGUGGAUUACUUUGGAUUUAGUAGUUGGUGCAAUUUGGGGUUCUAUGAGGCUGAUUUUGGGUGGGGAAAACCCACAUGGGUGAGUGGUGUUGGUGCAGUUGGUUCAGUGUUUAUGAAUCUUAUCAUCCCUAUGGAUACAAGGUUGGGAGAUGGCAUAGAAGUUUGGGUUACCUUGGAGGAGGAGCACAUGACUCUUUUGGAAGCAGACCCUGAAUUCCUCACUUAUGCAACCCUGGAUCCAAGUCCUUUGGAAAUCAGUUCCAAGUUCUAGAAUUAAAACCUUUUUUCUAGAAGAAAAAUAUGUGUAUCUUUCAUCCUAAGUAAUUCUACUUGAGAUGGUAAGAUCAUUAUAAGCUUUCUCUUAGUAUCUUUCGUAUGAAGAAUUUACAAUUCAUGCUAAAACAUUCUUAGUUAUUUAACCAAUUGUAUACCCAAUAUUUUAUUCAAAUUCGAGUAUUUCUCCGAGCUUUUUCCACGGUUAGAUGUCUAUGCCUAUUAAUAUAAAAUUUAUCGUCUCUAAAAUUAAAA